UAUCAGUAGUUAGUUGACUUUGAGUAAUUUAUGGCGGCCCAUGUCCAAUUUAAUAACUACCGAGAGGGAAUCUUGAUCAAGUUUUAUCAUAAUCUCACCUCCAGCCAGUGAAACAUUUUUACUCACAUCUAUCUGUACCAAUAAUGAUUGCAUGCAUUUGCUGUUGUGUACGCACAGAUACUAUGCAUUAUAAAUGUAUAAAUCACAUUUUUUUACCUGCAAUCCAAUAUAAUCAUAUUGGACAAGUAAAAAAUAUCAGUUUGAGUUAACCCGUUACCCAGUACUUAUUACAUGCAAAUUGUGAUUAUGGAUUUCCGAAGGGAUAGCGCUGCAGUUGGGACGCUCCAUGAACUCGCACCGUCGAAGGAUCUCAAGAAGGCGUUAGAGUGUCCGAUAUGCAAAGAGGUUCCCCUCGCGCCCAUCUACACGUGCUCUUCGGGUCACACCAUCUGCGGAAAGUGUCGAAGUGAUCAGCGAUGUGGGAUUUGCAAGGAGGACUUGUCCAAAACGGCUCGAAACGUCACCGUAGAGCUAAUAGUUUCGAAUUCUUCCUUCUGGUGUAAAUAUUUGUCGGAUGGGUGCCCAAAAAUAAUAAAGGGUUCAGAAUAUCGGGAUCACCUCAACAAUUGCAACUACAGGCGAAUUCACUGCUUCGAACUGGAGAACAAGAAGUGCAUGGGAGAACAAGUGCGAUUCAAAGACUACUUUAAGCAUUUAAAAGAUGUUCACGACAUUCAAGGUUUCCACAUGCCAUUGGCCACCCUGACCAUGUCGGAGUACUCAAAUUGCCUCGCUUCGGACGGACCAUGGCCCUUGUAUUACUUGCAAUAUGACGAUGAAGUGUUUUUACGACACAUGACGUGCGUGAAUUCUAUCGUUUAUUGGUGGUUUACAAUGAUCGGAUCAGCAGAACAAGCCGCAAAUUAUAAAGUCAAGGUUUCAAUUUACAUGAAGCAUAGUGAGAAUUCAAGGGUGGAUUGGACAGUACCCGUUUAUUCUGUUCGAUCACCUCCAGAUGAGCUUGCCAAAUGCUUUAGAGUUGCAAUUCCAGCCAAACAGUUGGAGACUUAUUGUACAAGCCGUCAACAUCCGCAUGGCGAAACUUACAAGUUUGUGAUGAACUUAAAGUAUGAAAUAUUUAUGUAAUUUGUACGGACGUCAAACUUUUUUCCGUGAAAUAAAUACAACCACCAAAUUGAAA
Molecule: messenger RNA, 1201 nt
Organism: Folsomia candida
Lineage: Eukaryota; Metazoa; Arthropoda; Collembola; Entomobryomorpha; Isotomidae
Product: E3 ubiquitin-protein ligase siah2
Exons: 5
Coding region: 292-1146 (284 amino acids)
Biological process (GO): multicellular organism development; proteasome-mediated ubiquitin-dependent protein catabolic process
Cellular component (GO): cytoplasm
Molecular function (GO): ubiquitin conjugating enzyme binding; ubiquitin protein ligase activity
Source: RefSeq, a predicted model, not a curated record